Molecule: messenger RNA, 489 nt
Organism: Mercenaria mercenaria
Lineage: Eukaryota; Metazoa; Mollusca; Bivalvia; Venerida; Veneridae
Exons: 1
Source: RefSeq, a predicted model, not a curated record
AAUUCUGAAGAGAAAACAGAAAAAGACGUAUCAUAUAAAGAUGCUGCAGAGAAAACAGGGAAAGACGACUCAAAUAAAACUGCUGAAGAGGAAACUGAUGCACGGAUAACUUCAAUUUCUUCACCUGUAAGCUCCACAACACCUCCAGCAUCUAAAUGUGAAAGCAGACAUUUGUCUAGAUAUAUAACAAAUAACAGUAGUAAUCCAGGUUGGGCAAACUUGACAACAGAUGAAAAGAUUGCACACAUUGUCGCUAAGCUGCGAGUAGACAAAACAAAACUUUCUGCAACUGUGAGGAAGAAAACGAGUGCUAAAGAUGACAGAUUAGUCAGCAGAAUAAUUGGAUAUAUUGCCGUCGUCUUAAUGGGUUCUGUACCCGGAUGUUUCGUCGUUUUAGAUGGAAUUACCUUCCUGAAAUAUAUAACUAAAAAGAACCAAAUUUCACCGGGAAUUGUAAAUGAAGCAGAGAUAAAAGAAUCUGUUGUGUGA